GGAGCACCGAUUGCGGAGCCCCGUUCCCCACAUACUUCGACCACCUCUCACAGCAUCAUGUCUGCAUCCAAUCUCCCUUGCCAUUGCUGACGGAUGCCUUAUUGGAGGAGUAUUAUUUGACGUCAACGCACUUGACUAUUCUCAUCAUGACUCAAUACGGACCGGUGGGAGACUUCCCCGUCAUGGGCAAGAUAGUUUGCAUCACAGGCGGCGGAAGUGGUAUUGGUUUCUCCUUUGCCAAACUCUGCCACGAACACGGCGCACGCGUCCUCAUUGGCGAUCUCAAAGUCACCGCCGAGGCGGAGGCGUACAUGUCCUCGUCAGCAUCGAAGGGGGAUUUCGUUUUUGAAAAGUGUGAUGUUUCGGAGUGGGGAGAUCUGAAGAGACUGAUCACGAAGUCAGUUGAGAGGUUUGGAGAGGUCCCCGAUGUCUACUCCCCUGUUGCGGGCAUCUUCGAACCACCAUGGAGCAAUUUUUGGGACGACGAAACCGACGGGUCGUACAAGACGCUCCGUAUCAAUCUCGACCACCCCAUCAAACUCACCAGGUUAGCCAUGCGAGCCCUGGCCGGCGCGGAGAAGCAAGGCGUUGUAGUCAUCGUUUCCAGCACCGCGGGGAUACGAGCCAACUACCUCGCCUGUCUGUACUCUGCCUCGAAGCAUGGCCUGCUCGGGUUUGCGAAGUCCAUGGGCCAGUCGGAUGUGGAUGAAGGGGUGAAGGUGGUUUGCAUCCUUCCCGGUACCGUCUCCUCGCCGUUGUGGCACGAUCGACAAGACAAGUAUAGUCAAUGGACGAAGUUUACGGAGCGCAAGUCGUUGGAGACGGGCGACAUUGCAGAGGUAAUGUUGAAGAUGGUGCAGAAGGCGGAGUACGACGGCGGGACGUGUGUGAUGAAGACGCCGCUGGAGGAGAAGAUUGUGGAGGAGGGACAUCUGAAGCAGGUGCAGAAAUUGAAAGAGUAUGAUCCGUCUCCGCGACCCGACGCUGACAUCAGUGAGAGAGUGCGGUCUGUGAUGCAGAAGGAAAGAGGGAAAAAGUGGCAGUAGAGGGGAGUACAACGAGAUGCAUUAGCCAUACGAGGCUGAGGGAGGUGCUCAUCCCAAAGCAUGUUUGUAAUGCACACAUUGCCCGCGUCGACAGCAACGUCGUCUCAUCACUCUCGUCUCGUUUCGCUCACGAGGGUUUUCA
Neohortaea acidophila is the source of this 1188-nucleotide messenger RNA. RefSeq lists its product as uncharacterized. The record is from RefSeq and is a predicted model, not a curated record. The transcript has 7 exons. Gene Ontology annotation, cellular component: cytoplasm. The coding region runs from base 147 to 1046 and encodes 299 amino acids. Gene Ontology annotation, molecular function: oxidoreductase activity, acting on the CH-OH group of donors, NAD or NADP as acceptor. Lineage: Eukaryota; Fungi; Ascomycota; Dothideomycetes; Mycosphaerellales; Teratosphaeriaceae.